Messenger RNA from Penicillium manginii, 1047 nucleotides. Its product is annotated as zinc-binding alcohol dehydrogenase family protein. Gene Ontology annotation, molecular function: oxidoreductase activity, acting on NAD(P)H. The transcript has a single exon. The coding region runs from base 1 to 1047 and encodes 348 amino acids. NCBI's taxonomy places the organism in Eukaryota, Fungi, Ascomycota, Eurotiomycetes, Eurotiales, Aspergillaceae. The record is from RefSeq and is a predicted model, not a curated record.
AUGUCCACCCAAAAGGCCGUUAUUAUUACCGAACCUAAGACCGAUGGUCUGGUCUCGGAUCGACCCAUCCCCACCCUCCGUGAUGAUUAUAUCCUCGUGAAGAAUGUGGCGGUUGGUCUCAACCCUACUGAUUGGAAGCAUGUGGCUUAUCUUGCUCCCCCUGGAGUCCUCGUGGGAUGCGAUUACGCCGGUGUCGUGGAGGCUGUUGGAAAGGAUGUCAAGAAGCCAUUCAAAAAGGGAGAUCGUAUCUGUGGAUUUGCCCAUGGCUGUAACUCCGUUCAGCCCGAGGAUGGAACCUUUGCAGAGUACAUUGUGGUCAAGGGAGACCUGCAAAUGAAAAUCCCUGACAAUCUCAGUUUCCAAGAAGCUGCUACUCUGGGUGUUGGCAUCGUUACCGUGGGACAGGGCCUCUACCAGAGUCUUAAGCUCCAGCUCCCAUCAGACCCCGUCAAGGAUGCUACGCCUAUCCUGAUUUAUGGAGGUUCAACCGCCACCGGCACUCUCGCCAUCCAAUUUGCGAAGCUCUCUGGAUACACCGUCAUCACAACCUGCUCUCCAAGGAAUUUUGACCUGGUCCGUUCGCUCGGUGCUGAUGCAGUCUAUGACUACAAGGAUCCCAAUUCGGCCGCCGAGAUCCGCAAAUUUACCAACGACAACCUCAAGCUCGUUUUCGACUGUAUUUCUCUCGAGUCCAGUGCUGCGUUCUGCGACAAUGCCAUCUCUACCACCGGCGGCGAGUACAGCGCCCUUUUGAGCGUCAAGAUCGCACGUGCGAACGUCAAUGACCGUUUUACUCUCGCCUAUACCACUGUUGGUGAAGCAUUCAAAUUUGGUGACAUCCCCUUCGAGGCGAAGCCGGAGGACAAAGCGCAUGGCGAGAAAUUCGUUGAUAUUGCUCAGUCUUUGCUCGAGCAGGGCAAGGUCAAGGUCCAUCCCCCCAAGGUUGGCAAGGAUGGCUUGAAGGGUGUCCUAGAGGGACUGCAGCUGUUGAAGACUGACCAAGUCAGUGGCGAAAAGCUUGUCUAUAAUGUUUCCGAGACUCCUUGA